Molecule: messenger RNA, 2112 nt
Organism: Cicer arietinum (chickpea)
Lineage: Eukaryota; Viridiplantae; Streptophyta; Magnoliopsida; Fabales; Fabaceae
Source: RefSeq, a predicted model, not a curated record
AGAUGAAAAGAGAAGAGUGGGUAAUUGUAGUUUUUCUGUGGGAUUUGCGUGUUUACCGUUCUCAAACUAUAUUAACCAAUUGAAUUGAAAUUCUUCCAUUUUCACAUUUUCUCAUUAAAUAAUUAAUAUUAUUUUACAUAAAUAUAAAUAAUAAAUAUAAUAACAUGUGAUAUAUAACAAAUAUGUUGGGGGUUUUUUACAUGCCUUAGAUUUUCUUCUUCACCAUCACAACCUCUUCUUCUCUCUCUCUUCAAACCCUAAUUCUGGAUCUUCUUUUUCCUCUCUUUCUUUAUCUACCUCAACAGGAUCAGGAAUUAAAGUAGUGGGAUCAAGAAUGGAAGAUAUUGAUGUUGGGUAUGAGUUAUAUUCUUUCUUCUUAUAGAUGGUUUUAAUUAACACAAUAGAAAAUGGUACCACCUUGGAUAGUGUUUGAAUUGGUAUAAGUUUUAUGUAGGGUUUGCUAAGGAUCUUCUAGGUUUUAUUUAAAUUUUGAAUUAAUCAGCGAUGUGGAGUUUGAAAAAGUUUGACCAUUGUCCUAUUGAUAUGAUUGUCAAUGAAAUGGCAAUUUAAUUCAUGGGAUUGUGAAUAUUUAUUUUUUGUUUUCGGAGUAUUGAAUUGAAUUUAUCGAGGGGAGAAUGGAGAAUGUGUGUGAUGUGAAUCAGUUGGAUGCUGAUGUUCUUUUGCCACCUCGGAAACGGCUUCUCGCCGGAUUGAAAAAACAGAGUUCAGAUGGCGAUGCUACUGCAUCUCCAUCUCCUGUUGCUGCUUCUUGUGUUACAGAUGUUGCUUCCCCUUCAUCUACAUCAUUUUCAAGUGAAUUUGAAGCUCGACUUAAGCAUUUGUUGAAUUGUCAUUCAAAUAACCCUAACCUUACACCUGAGGAGGUUGCCGAGGCCUCAAGAAAAGCAGCAGUCACUGCAACUAAGACUGCCGAGGCAGCAAGAGCUGCAGCUGAAGAAAAAGCUGCAAUAGCAGCAAAGGCGGUUGCUGCCGCCAAGAGUGCUUUAGAUUUGGUUGCUUCCUUUUCCGAGGAGGCGACAAACAAGGAAAGAAAUCUGAAAAAGAACAAGUCAAAGAAGCAUGUCCCAGUUCAGCUCUUGUACAAAAAAAACAAACCGAUUGAGAAUUGUAGGAAAGACGAAGAAUUAGCUCGAAAGUUACACCGUGCCAUGAACAGUUCUCCGAGAAUCUCUAAGAACUCUCCAAAAUCAGAUUCAAAAGGUAGUAGACCGAAGAGGCCUAGAAGCUCUUCGAGUUUUGAAAUAACCGAGGGCUCUGUUGGACAAGAUUGCUUAUCUUUGAACAAUGGCCAUGCAAUAGUGGGAAAGAUAGAUUCGGAAGGAUCCAACCAAGAGGUAUGCUCAAGUAAGAAAGAUAAGAAGGUAAUCAAAUACGAUAGAUCUAGCCAAAUAGAGAUAGAUAACGGGGAAGCAGAGUCGAGCCAAUCAAAGCCGAAAAACUAUGAAGAUUCAUCAUCUCCCAUAGGCAAGAAGAGAGGAAGGACAAAGCUAAAAAAGUUGCCCUUAAGCAUUUGCACCUCGAAAGAUAAGGCACAUCCAAGGGAAGAAAUAAAAAACAGAAGUUCUUCAUUGACUGAAAUGAACACAGGCAAUCAGCCUGUUCAUACUAUACCCGUGUUUCCAGUGGAGUCAUCGACUGACCGAAUGAUGCCGAUGGAGGCAACAUCAACAUGGAAAUGCCAGGACUUCAAGGUACCGGCUUGUAUCAAACAAAAUAAAGCUGUGCAGUCAUAAUAAUAUUCAUAUAUACUACACUACAUUGGGAUGAGGACUGUGUUCUACUGUGAUAGAUGUUGUUGAUAGGUGAGGUAGUAAUCAUGAUGCUUCUUCUUCUUUUUUUACAAUAUGGUAUUUUAUCUCUUUUGUAAAAUCGUAUGUUUUGUAAUGAAUUUGAACUGAUUAAAUGUAAAUUUAGAUUAUAAGUGGGGCUUGCAUUACUUCUGUGUUACUUUAAUUGACAGGAAAGGUUGAGUUUUAGGUAGGAGGAGGAUGUUAUGAAUUUGAACACCCUUUUCAUUGUGCUGUAUUAUUUCUGUCCCUCAUUUGUAAUAAUGAGAAUAAAAGGUGAAAAACUUCUUGGUAUUUCUAUUUA